Messenger RNA from Rotaria sp. Silwood1, 831 nucleotides. Lineage: Eukaryota; Metazoa; Rotifera; Eurotatoria; Philodinida; Philodinidae. The record is from the annotation of a GenBank genome assembly.
AUGUAUCCAGCUGCUUCUUUCUCUGCUUCAACUUGUGCAUGGUGUUCUCAGCAAACAUCUCGUGACGGAUUAAAAAAGUUUUGUACACAUAGAGUUUGUAAACAAUGUAUUAUUAUCGAUAAACUAUGUCAAUCGGAUUGCCCAAUGUGCUGGUAUAUAAAUGGAGCACAAUUUAUACGUGAUAAUAAAAUCUGUUCUGGUCCAGUUCUGUCACAAGGGCAUAAAACUAAGUCGUCAACAAAGGAAGAGAUCGGUGAUUGUAUGAUAUGUCUGGAACAGUUGGGCUCAUCAUAUCAUAAACUUGAAGUAUGUGGUCAUGUUUUUCAUAAAGUCUGUAUUGAUCAGUGGUUUCAAUCUAAUGGAAAACAAUCUUGUCCAAGUUGUGGAUAUGUCUAUGGUAUAAGUAAAGGUCCUCAACCACCUAAUGGUCGCAUGAUAGUUAAAUACAUAAACAAACCAUUACCUGGAUUUGAAAAUGAAAAUUAUGGAUCUGAUCAACCAACUAUUGAAAUAAUUUAUACAUUUAAAGCUGGUCUUCAAGGUCCUCUUAAUCCAAAUCCUGGUAAACCCUACUCUGGAACAACACGUAACGCUUAUUUACCAAAUAAUGAAGAAGGAAAAGAAGUAUUGCGUUUAUUACGAAAAGCAUUUGACGAUCAACAUAUAUUUACUAUUGGAAGAUCAACAACCAGUGGUCAAGAUAACGUUAUUACAUGGAAUGAUAUUCAUCAUAAAACAAGUAUUCACGGUGGACCUGAACGUUUUGCUUAUCCAGAUCCGACCUAUUUAUUUCGGGUUCGACAAGAACUUGCUGACAAAGGAUAUAAAUAA